Podarcis lilfordi (Lilford's wall lizard) is the source of this 7555-nucleotide messenger RNA. Lineage: Eukaryota; Metazoa; Chordata; Lepidosauria; Squamata; Lacertidae. The record is from the annotation of a GenBank genome assembly.
GUUCUGCUUCCAAAGAAGCACUUGUCACAACAUGGGUUGCAGCACUUCCAGCAGGGCAACUGUCAAGGAACCAUCAUCCAAUAAUCCGCAUCAGAGCAGAGAAGUCAAAAAGCAGGUAAUAUGUUGCUUAGAUUUCUCUACUUCUACAAAUGGUUACUUUCCAAGAUCAGUGUUGCCACGCUUUGCUUCCUUUAGAUGGGAGAUCACUAGAGAAUGGUGGUAUCCCUACAAUGUCUGCCUUAUUUACACAUACAGUGUAGCACAAUGGAAGCAAAUAGACUCCUGUAGGAGGCAGCAAAAUCUCAAGGACCACCUCUACCCACAUGAACAAGUCCAGGCCCUGCCUUCAGUCUUCGUCAGAGGCCCUUUCCCACAUGCCUCAUCUGACGUGCAGAGGUGGCAACAUGAAAAUGGGCUUUUACAAUGGUGCCCCUCCCCCAUUUAUCCCUUUACUGUGCCACUCAUCUUUUUAGUGGGGUUGGGUAGGAUUUGUCCUUUUUGUUGCAUUGCUAGAUGAGCACUUUAGGAAAUUUUGGUGUUGUACUUGAUUCUUUUCUUCGGCUUUUAAAUUGAUGCUACCUGUCUGUGGUAUAUCUUGUUAAGUCACACAAUUGCUUUAUACAUUAAAUGUCUCAAACAAUGAUAGUAAACAAACACCCCUCCUGCAUCAGCAGUAGAAGAGAGAUUGGUUUGCCUCUAUUUUCUCUCACGGCGCAGGCUGAAGCCCAGACUGCCACAAUUACAGCAUUGAUCAACACUGAAUUAAAAUGGAUUUACCCAACACAGCUGAUUUGAAUCACCUGUGCCGAAAAUGUAUAGAACACAAUGCAGGUGCUACAGGAAAUUAUGUUUAACGUAAGAACAUGAGAAGUGCUCCACUGGAACAGACCAAAGGCCUGUCUAUUCUAGGAUCCAGUUUCCCCCAGUGACCAAACAGAUGCUAUGGGAAGCACAAAUGCAGGAUGUAAAAGGGAUAAACGUUUCUAGUUAAUGUAACAAAAACCGAUUUUGGAGAAAUGAACCCUGUAACCAUGAUCAUGGUUGCUUUCAUGUGUUAGGCAUGGUGAUCCAUUUUUCUAGCCUCCUUUACUUCCAGUAUUUUCCUGCGCACCCCCCCAACUUGGUCUUUUCUUAUUUUUUCUACUGUGAGGGGAGUGUGGGGACAGAGGAAUGGACUGUUAUGCAGCGUUGCAUGUAAUCACUGUACAAAUUUGUGCAGUUCUCUGCAAAAAAAUAUUAGGUAGCAGUGCAGCAAUGGCAAGACUAAAGAGCAAAACCUAUGUCAAUAGGAGCUGGGUUUGCCUGUGUGGCUUGGAAGAAUCUACUGCUGCAUCAGCACAUAUAAUUUAGCUGCAAUAUAUGGUCAGAGACAAUGCUCUGCUGUCCAGUGAAAUGCACAUUUGCAGUGCAAGCAAACCAAGGGUGACAAGAUGCAAAGCAGGCCAGGAUUAGUGAAUGGGGGCUGCAGUGAAACAGCCAAGUUUACAACAACCUUGAUUACUUUUACAACUAUCACCACUGUCAUACCAGGGCAGGGGGCGCUAAUCUUCCUCAGCCCUUCCCUCCCUCUGUGGCAAGCUUCAGGAGAACAGAAUAGACUUAAACAAUUGUGCAAAGAACACCAGUAAACUCAACAACUGGAGUUUGUUCUAUGCUGUAUAAAUUUUGUGAAGAUAAAUGCUAAUAUCAAUUUUUCCCCAGGCUGAAAAUGAUCCACUUACUGGAACAGUUAACACUGUCUCCCAAGGUGGGUCAGUUGCUGAAGAUUAUUCCAGUGAAGGAAGGCUGCCAGACAGCGGUACAGGAAAGCUACCACCACCUAAUGAACAAAAUACAGGUGUGAAUUACUAGCAUCUGAGUAACACAAAGCAGUGUUUUGUGUUUGAUAGCAGGUAGAGAAUGGCUAAAAGCCACAGGGCCUAGCGCUUGCCGAUCAGAAGGUCAGCGGUUCGAAUCCCCAUGAUGGGGUGAGCUCCUGUUGCUUGGUCCCUACUCCUGUCAACCUAGCAGUUCGAAAGCACACCAAAAAGUACAAGUAGAUAAAUAGGUACUGCUCCGGCGGGAAGGUAAACGGAGUUUCCGUACGCUGCUCUGGUUCGCCAGAAGCAGCUUAGUCAUGCUGGCCACAUGACCCAGAAGCUGUCUACAGACAAACACCGGCUUCCUCAGACGGUAAAGCGAGAUGAGUGCCGCAACCCCAGAGUCAUCUGCGACUGGACUCAACGGUCAGGGGUCCCUUUAACUUUACCUUUAUGUUCAGUGUACAUUUGCAUUGUGUCCACUGAUUUUUUUAAAAGGCCAGUUCUUGCCUAGAUGUUUCAUCUGUUUAUUUUCUUUCCGGUUUACUUCUUCUUGCUCGCACUCUUCAUGCAUAUACAGUGGUACCUUGUCUAGCGUCCGCCUUGUUGAGCGCCCGUUCCGUUGAACGUCCGCGGCAAACCCGGAAGUACCGGAACGGGUUACUUCUGGGUGCGCCGCUCGUGCAUGUGCAGAAGCGCUAAAUCAUGCUUUGCACAUGCGCAGAAGCACAAACCGCUCCGUGCGCAGAUGCGGUGCUUUGUCUAGUGUCCUUUUCAGCCAGCCAGAACGGAUCCCAGUCGCAAAACAAGGUACUACUGUACAGCCCACAGUAGCAAGGAGCUGCUCAUGGAUAUGAAUAGGAACACUGGAAGCUGCCUUCUACCAAUUCAGACCAUUGGUCUAGACUCUAUCUAGCUUAGUACUGUCAACACUAAUUGGCUGUGGCUCUCCCCAGGGUCAGACCAAGAAACUGUGCUGCCCGAGACAAAGGACAAGAUGGUGCCUCUUUCCCAUUUUUAUGUAUAGAAACCAACAUGAUAGUGUCUUUCGCCACACCAGAGGCCCCAGGAAAGUCCAUGUGGCAACAGAGGGGAAUGGCUGAGGGACUUGGGAAGAACUGUAAAGGACUGCUGCAACUACCCAACAGCCUUCUGAAGUGCUUUCCUCAUUCUGCCCAAUGGUAGGGCCAGUCCUGAGCUCCCCAGGGUUUUAGUGUGGAGUCUUUCCCAGCCUUACUUGGAGAAACCAUGGUUUGAACUUGGGACCUUUUGCAUGAAAGCAUGUGUUCCUAUUCCAGCAUGCUUAUUGAAGUGACCACUGGAAACAAUUGGGAGUGCCUAGCUAUCAGUAUUGCUGAGAUGAACUGUUUGUGUAUAAACUGAAAAAUUCAGAAAGAUGUGCACUAGAGUGCACAGGAACAAUGGUGCGGCGGGACUGAAAAGAAAUCAGACAAGGAACCACUGAUGUGGGCACUAGUUGAAAUAUGCAGCAGGCCCAACGCAUUCCCAUUUGAACCAAGGUCUAUGGCAUGACAUCAUAUCCUGAGAUGUUUUGCCGUACAAAUCAUGCUGAUUGGAAUGGGACCCAGGACAGUGACUUAGGAUAACAAUUAUGUUCAUAAUCAUGUCUUGUCUGCAGAACCUAAUAGGCAUCUGACUGACCAAUGUGAGAACAGGAUGCUAGAUUAGGUCUGCUGAUCUGACUCAGCAGAGAGAGCUCUUCUUGUGUUCAGAUAUAACAGGGGGUACUAGAAGCAGGAAAAUGGAGGCUGAUUCAAAGUAUGGCAGAUUUUCCUCUUGCUUAAAUUUAAUAGAAGCCCAUUUCAAAGGAAGCCAAGAUAAACUAUAAAUAGUUUAAGAGGAUCUAUAGAUAGAAUAUGAGUCCACAGAAAUUGAAUACCAUGUGCAGGCUAAAUAUUUUUGGCUGGUUGAAGAUGGUGUGAAUGAUGCUGACUUUUUACUGUUAUAACAGAGUUGCUCUAAAGUUUCUAGAUACAUGCAGUUCCCACUUCACUAUGCGAAAAUUCACUUAUCUGCAAUGAGAAAUUAGUACUCAAAACUCACCAUACAUACCAUAGAUUCAGCUAUCUGAACAGAGAGCAUUUUUUACUUUCUCGUUUGCCUUUCACUGGUUGGUAGUGAGGGCAGGAAUGGAGGAGGGAAAUGAUUAGACAAAUCAGAGAGCAUUUUUUCCUGAAUUUUCCCAGGAGUAUUUUGGCUUUUGAGGGUCAACAGUCCAUGGUUGGGAGCGCAUUUGAAAUUUUCCCAUGCGAAUCAAUGAAAUUGUCAACUCAUUAUACGAACACUCACCUAAUGAACGAUUUCCAGAGAAGAUACUGCGUUCAGUAUUUUGCUUUAGCAGAUUUAGGUUAUAGUGCACAAUUCUCCCCUCCCCCAAUUUGACUCCCCUGUUCUUCAUAUUAUGGACCUUAUGAAACAAAAAUAUGAAUUAAUUCAGAGGACUGAAACUUAACGACGACGUUUAAAGAAAUGCCCUUGUGUUGAUUUUUAUUAUGCUUCUAAAAAUAAAAAACCUAAUUUAAAAAACUGCCGUCAUAUCAAAAAAAUAAUAAUUUAACAUUUAUGUUUGUGAAGACAUACAUAGAGGUGGACUUUCCAAGAAACCAGUGAGCUUAACAGAAAGAGAAAGACAGACAUCAUCAGACAUAUUGGAGGAGCUUCGGGUGCAAGGAAUAAUCAAGACCUCAAGUGCAAACUCUAACAACAGAGCAGCAGAUGAUGCCACAGUAAGUAAAUGUCAAAACUAACAGAAAUACACUUUCCAGUCUGAGCUGAUAUUUCUGCAGUGAACUAUGGGUUACUCCUGCAAUGGCUCUUUCUUGUGGAAUUGAGAAUUGAUUUAAUUAAGCUGUUUAAGUAAUGAAUGAGAAAUAUUAUAUUAUAUUAUUAUAUUGUAUUGUAUUAGUAAACAUCCCUGUGACUAUCUCUGGUGAAGGUUGGUAUAAAAAAUCUCUACAUAAAUAAAUACAUUUGUUAUAUUUAUUUCAAUCAAUUUAUUUCUGAAGGUCUCCUAAUCUUCGCUGCCCCUUAUAUCUAAAACUCCUUCCCAAAACACCCUCAAACGGGGCUUCUUGUAAUGAUUAGUCAGUUUUUUCUUUUCAAAAAAUGAACUCAAAGUGACUUGCAAAAGACACAAGAUGAGAAAAUAAAUAUAAAACAAGAAUUAAAGCAACCUAAAAUACAACAAAUAUACAAAUCCAACUCAACCCCAUGCCACUAAAAUAUGCAGAGAACUAAAUUCUAGAAACUUGAGUGAAUAAAAAUGUUUUUACCUGGCACCUAAAAACAGAUAGUGAACGCACCAGGUGUGCCUCUCUGAGGAGAGCAUUCCACAACCAGGGAGCCACCACUGAGAAGGCUUGUUCUCAUGUUGCCACCCUCUGCACCUCCCUUGAAGAGGGCACACAGUGAGGGACCUAAGAUGAAGAAUGCAGGGUCCAGUUGGUUCAUGUGAGGAAACAUGGCACUUGAGGUAUUAGGGUAUUUUUUUCUGUUUGGCAUUUUAAUCCAAAUUAGCUUUCAUUGACAAAAGAAACACUCUGUAUAAAGUUGACAUGAACUGAAAAAAUGCAGGAGAUGGAAUAGAAGAUUCAAAAAUAGUAGCAAACAAGUUAAAUCCUAACAUUGGAGAUAACAUUAGCAGGACUCUGAGAACUAUAUGUACAAAAGUAACCUAAACACAACUAAGUAACUAUGCAUGACUACUCUGAAGUAUAUUGUAAUGUGUUAAAAUAGAUUUUCAUUAUUUCUCUUUCUAUUUGUUUCUUUUCAACAUUAUUUCAAAUACUGUGAUUUAAUUUAUUCACAUGCAUGCACAGAGUAGAAUAAGGUAAUUCCCCUUUGAAAAACAAGACUUCCUUCACGGACAUAUAUAAAAUUUUACUAUUUCUACAGUUGAUAGAUACAGGAAAUCCACCAAAGAAACCACCAGCCAAACUGGAAAAGCUCGAAAUCAAAAGGAAGCACAUAAUUUAACAAUAGAGGACUCUGAAAACAAGCCAUGUGUUGAAAAGAGAAGAAUCCACUAAUCUGACUACAUCAUUCUAGUAUCUGAAUACCUAACGAUCAAUAAUGUAUGUAACAUCACAACGUAUCUUUGAAUUAGGAAAGCUUCUGUUCCCCAUGUUACUACUGAACUUGGCUCUUACUGGACGAGGUGUUUCUAAACAAGUUUACUGACAGAGGCUAAAACAAAUCUGAAAUUUUCUGCCUUCCUGCCUUCCCUCCAUCUUAUGAUCUGAUUAAAUUCAACAUGCAUCCAGUGAAACAGACUAGUCCCAAACUGUAGUGCCACAAUAAGUGUUAGGUCAUUAAGGUGCCACAAGGCUUUUUGUUGUUCCUGCUUCAGCAUGCAAUGUACAGUCAUAACUUGGUUUUUGAACAGCUUAAUUCACAAACAACUUGGAACUCGAACGUCGCAAACCCGGAAGUAGGUGUUCCGGUUUGCGAACUUUGCCUCAGAAGCCAAAUAAGCAGCGCAACUUCUGCAGCUUCUGAUUGGCUGCAGGACGCUUCUACACACAUUCUGUUCAAAAACCAAAGUACAACUGCACUGAUAGAGCUGUAACUCUGACAGGAAGGUCAACAGCUUCUAACAACAGUAUUACUCAGAUAGUCUUAACACGGGUAAAACUCAUGCAUGGGGCUGGGGAAAUCAAUAUUGCUGUGGUUGACCAUGACCUUCACAUAUUCAAAGUGGGUUUUUUUCAUGCUGAGCAUGCAUGCAUACAAGUUCUAUGCACAUAGGCUGUCUCCAUGCACCCUUCAAAAUAAAGAGUACCAGAUUAUACAUCCAGGGCCUAUGCACCUAUAAACAGUGUUUGAAACUCCCAUUGUUCUAGGCACGUUUUGUGACAAGGAAUUUCAUUAAAGCAAGCAGUUUCUGAGCUCUAGGCACAGUACUGAGCCUAAGAUUUCAGAUUAAAAUUGCCACUGCUGUAAGAAAAGGACGACCUUUUUCUGCCUCCCUACUUCCAGCCACUCUGAUGACUGGAAAAGGGACCCUCAUAAGACUAUUAGGGGAGCGGGCACAGGAAGUAAGGCUUUGUUUUUGCAGUCUUCAGAUGAGGACUGGACCAUGUGAAAAAUGAACAUAAUAUUUUAGCUGCAGUUCAUUCAUUUUCUGUUUUGCAUUCUUGUUAUAAAAAAGUGUGCCUAGUAGACACUUCUUUGUGGCGCCCAUAACCAAGGUUUAAGGUACCAUUUACCUCCUAGCUUUCAUAUCUCUGUUUCUAUGCCUGCAAGCUCUGUGCUAAAAGCAACGUUUAGCACAUUGAGGUAAGGGCGGGGCCUACCUUGCAAUAGCCAUCUCUCCCCUCCACAUAUUAAUUAUAUUCACAUUAAGAAUUUGUUUGUGGUGCUAGCCUAUGCGUAUGCAUGUCUCUACAAAUGUUGUAUCCCUACCCCAUUUAAAGAGGCAUCUCUUUUCAGACUAGAGAACAGCAACUGAAAAAGGAAUUGCUGACUGACAGACCAUCACCACUAACCUCCCAUGAAAGCAGAACUACAGGGAGUGACAUAGACUGUUCAGUUUCUGAAGCUGAAAAAACUUCUAAUACUUUUCAGUUGCUUUCCUUAAAUCUGGGUUCAGGAAGCUGGAUAGAAAAAGAAGAUUGGGAUGAUAAUGUAAAUGUCAAUUUUGAAGGUUUUAGUAUGGUGGAGUCAGAUGUCACUUAUAAUAUGGUAAAUGAAGCAUUUUAAACAGUACAAUUUAUUUCAAAGAUAUUUGAGCUAUG